This is a messenger RNA of Acanthaster planci (crown-of-thorns starfish), 3907 nucleotides long. It is a transcript of the gene kif16b, whose product is annotated as kinesin family member 16B. Lineage: Eukaryota; Metazoa; Echinodermata; Asteroidea; Valvatida; Acanthasteridae. The record is from RefSeq and is a predicted model, not a curated record.
CCUACCAUUAAUGAGGAUCCUAACGUCAGGCUCAUCAGGCAGCUGAGGGCAGAGAUAGCACGGUUGAAAGCCUGCCUUACUGGAAUGGAAUUGACAGACCUACAGACUGUAGACAAAUUGCAAGAAAAUGAAGCGAGGGUAAAAAUGCUGACAGAAGAGUGGGCCACCAAGUGGAAAGAAACACAGAAAAUAAUGAAGGAGCGCACCUUAGCCCUGAGAUCAGAAGGAAUGGGAGUGGUUCUGGACUCAGACCUACCUCAUCUGAUUGGCGUGGAUGAUGACCUGUUAAGCACGGGACUUAAACUUUAUCACAUCAAGGAAGGGAACACGACCAUCGGCCAUCAGGAUGCUGACCAUCCCUGUGACAUUGUUCUUUUUGGUGCUGAUGUGCAAGAUAAGCAUUGCUGGCUGAGCAACAAAGGAGGGAUAGUCAGUCUCCAUCCAAUAGAGGAGGCUGUCUGCUCUGUCAAUGGCACCCAAGUCAGGGCACCUUUACAACUUACUCAAGGCUGCAUUGUUGGUAUUGGUGAAACCAACCUUCUUCGCUUCAACCAUCCUGAAGAAGCGAAGCGUCUACGCAGAGAACUGAAGUCCAAAUCCAUGAACGAUCUAAGCAUGUAUAGAUCCACAGAAAAUCUGCUAGCAGCCACACUUCGUUAUAGUGGGGCUGGCAUGGAACGGAAGCACAAGGAAGAAUGGGACAAGCUGGAGCUAAAAAGGAUUGAAAUACAAAAGCUUGAGGAGAAGUUUAAAGUGGCCGAGUCGCAUCGGCAGGAGUUUCAGAAGAAGGGCGAGUCGGACCUGGAAGCCCAGCAGCAGCAGAUUGAGCAGAUGCGCCAGCAGUGGCAACAGGCUCAGCACAAAGCCACCCAGGCCGAGCAGGAGCUGGAGGAAGAACGCAAGAAGCGGCACCGGCAGAACCGGGACAUCCUGAAGCAGCUAGAGGAGUACAAUCGAGAGAAGGAGCGGCAGUGCCAGGAGUUCCAGGAACACCUGGAACAACUGGACCGCCAGCGGGAAGACAGCGAGCGCCAAUGCCGGGAGAUGGCCAUUGCACUGGAAUCGGAGAGAGAGCAGACUGAAAAGCGGGCAGAAGAGGAGAGGCAGCGGCUGGCUGAAAUGGAGCAGAAGCAGGAAAAAAUUUUGCUGGAGCGGGAGGAGGAGCUAGCCGAGGAGAGAGUGAAGCUGGAAGACCUGCUCCGGGAAGAAAGGGAGAAGUUCCAAGCAGAACUGGCAAAGCUGGAAGAGAAAGAAGCAGAGAUGGAGGAAAACCUGGAGAAGGCAAAGCAGGAUCUCCAGAGGCAGCAAGAGCAAGUCCAGCGCGAGAGGGAUGAGGAGCACCACUUCCUGGAGAUAGAGCGGGAGAAGCUAGAGGCUUUGAAAGCCAAACACGAGGUGGCCCGGCAGCUGGCCAAGACAAUGGACGAUUCAGUGAAGGCCCAGCUAGCCAUGGAAAACCAGCAAGUGGCCGAGGCCUGGGCCAACUUUGACAAGCUGAAACAGCGGCAGCUGGACACCAUCGAGGAGGCUGAGAAGAGCAUCCAGGCCAAGGCCGAGAACCGCGUUGCAGAAAUUUGGCAGAGCAGGACCGAGCUGGAAGACAAGAAGGCAGAACUGGGCAGGAGGAAGACGGAAAAUGAGCGUGCAAUGAAGGCCGCGAUGAGCGAAGAAGAAAAAAGAGAUUUGAGGCAAGAAUUGGAGAGGAUAGUGGCGGAAGAAAAGAGAAUAACCACGGAAGAACUGUCCCUGGAAGCGAGGGAAGCAGAUGUAGAAAAGGACAUCGAGGCCGAGUUUGUUGAGCUUGAGAAACAAAAACGCAGGGACGAAAGCAUUCUGGAAGCUGAGUGGAACAAUCUGUUGAGGAUUGAGGCAGCCAACCUGCAUUACCUUGAGCAGGAGCUGUCCGAUCGGAAGGCAGCCAUGGAGAAGCAGAAGCAGAAGCUGAACAGUACCGACGAGCACCUGAAGCAGUUCAAUAUGACUCGGAGCCGGACUCUUUCAAGCUUCACCAAAGAGGAUGCGGGCAUUAAGGACAAGAAGGAACAGCUACAGGAGCUGCUCCAAACCAAGGAGUGUAGCAUCCAGGACGAGCUUUCGGCACUUGAAGAGGGACGAGCGGAGCUGAAGGCGAGGAAGGGGCAGGACAGCGAGGAGAUGGGAGAGCAGCGGCGGCUGCUAGAGGAGGCCUUGGCCGCCAAGAGCAGCCUGCUGGAGUCAGAGGAGGAACUGAAAAGAGAGACAGCAAAGCUCACGCACCUCGUAGAGCAGAUCACCCGCGAGAAGCAGGGUUUGGAAGAACUUCUGCAAACGGAGAGCUUCAGUGAGAGCCGGUUUAAGGAAGAGCAACGGAAAUUAAAUGAGAAGAUGGAGAUACUUGCCUGGACACUGUGGUGUGUUUUAUUCUGGUGUGUGAACACAUUCACAAGCAUGGCCCUAAUCCUAGCCUUUUCUCUACUGCAUAAACUUGUGGACGGUCUGAAGCACCUGGAGGAGCAGACAAAGGAGAAAGAGAGCGACCUGAUCCAACAAAGGGAGGAGUUCGAGAAAGAGAGGCAAGCGGAGCGGGCUCUGAUCGAGGCGGAGAGAGCUCAUCUACAAGAACUUGAGAAUCAGGAGAGGAUCAGCAAGCUGGUGGAGGAGACAGUGAAGCAGCGGCUGCUGGAGGAACGCAGCGAGAGGGAUGAGCAGCUGCGGCGGGACCAGGAGAGGGAGCGGCUGGAGCGGGAGAGACAGCUGGAGCAGCUCAAGAGGGACCACAGCCAGGAGAUGGAGGAGCUCAGGAAACAGAUCAAGAAACGGUGGGGAGGCAGGAUCAAAUCCCAACAGGCUACGGGGAAAUCAGGGAGUCAGUUUAGCGUAGUGUUUCUGUCCUUACCUUUCACCUCUACAGCCCAGGUUUGAUUCUCUGCUCGUACCUACCUUAUUCUGUGGGCUUUACCCAGAAUAUUAUAAAAGGGUUUUCGUCCCACCUCUAAAACUGUAAUUCCUCUCUACAGGUUUCUCCAAACUUAUAAGCUACAUAUGCUGUACAUUGUGGUGCAUUAUGGGUUCUUUUGAGGAAUCAUUUGUUUCAUUACCAGAAAUGCUUAACAAUGAAACUUUGCUUCUGGAAAGUUUAAGUCAUUUAACAGGGGUUGACCUAUUAGUUACCAAUGAACUCUUCUGCCCAUGGGCCCUGGGCAAAAAAAUAAAGAAAUGCUGAGCUUUAGAUGCCUGGUUGGGAGUUGAACCGGCUAGGCUGUAGAAGUAGAAAGCAAGGAAAGCUCAAAAUCCUGACUCCCCUACAUUUGUAAGUUGACCUGCUCCGAAGUUAUUAAAAGUGGUGACUUAUUUGUGUUUGCAUUGGGCUUUAAGGGCAAACGACUAUCUGAAAUCUUUGUCAUGAAAGGAUUCCUCAACUGUCCACAUAGUCACGUGUCGAUUAUCAGUUACUAGUUUACCUGACUUGAAUGUUUGACAGGUCCAACCGCGUCAUAGCAGAGUAUUAUACAUUGUCAGCUUGUUCAUGGAUAAAAAGGCAUUCUAAUGGAACUUUUCUAUGUGGCCUGAGACUUCCCACAACUUAGAGUGAAACAGCUACAGAUGCAUUGGAGAAUACAAAGUGGAAUGCUAAUUUUUUCUAAUUGAUGGAAAGAACAGUUAUGGAAUUUUUCCUUGUAUGAGUUGUUUUUCUUUUGUUCUACGCCCAAUGUAUGCCAUACAGCAGACGGACAAAAACACAUGGCAAAGUUUUGUGUUGGUCCAAAUUUCCUUUUUUCUGACCUUCCAUCACAUUCCCAAGUGAAGUCUGAUUUGUUUGCUCUGUAGAAGUGAUUCUUAUGGUGCCUUGUCACUGCAAGGAAAUGGAGAAUUCAACUCACCACCAAAGAGAAGAUACUCUGUUUCCUCACCAAUCACUCCACACACA